AUGAAAUUGCUAACAAUUCACAGUAAAAGUGUUAAUAUAUUGUACAAGCAUCAUUUGUGUUCUUUUGCGGCACUUUUUGUUGCAAUUACAACCCUUUCGGCACUCCUCAUUCCAUUCUACAUCGUCAUCUUUGCAAAUACAGAUUUGUGGCAUCAAACUGUGACCAUCUACGAGCAGCCCAAUGUAACAUUUACGUAUAAAUACAAUUUUAUUGCGAUUCUGGAGAAUGAUGAAGUAGCAGGAUGCUCAUCCUUGCCCUACGUCAACGAUUUGUUGGAAAAUGCACAAAAAUGCUCCACAGUAAAGUUCAUCGAGGAAGACUUCAACAAUGAUGGAUUAAUUGAUUCAAUGGAUUUAUCAUUUGAUUUGGACAUUCCGCGGGAAAAUGCGGUGAAAGAAAUAAUCGUGCAGAUUUUGUUCGAAGGAACAAUUAAGGCUGAUUGUCACCUGGACAUCCCCACGGUCUUCUUCCUGCAAGAACACACAAACAUCCCCCCAAAUACUCAACUUCUCUUCCACACGCAUGCAAAAUUGCACCAAAAAUCCUCCUUCUACUGCCCCUUCUUCAUUCGCAACGUUCAGUCACGCUUCAAUCCCUUCAACCUAAAUGCCACGAACUUUGGGGAUUUUCGCACCGUGAAGGUUUAUGAGAAAUUAAAAAUGAAUCCUGCCUACAUUGGCUUCGAGGACACGAAGAAGUUCACUGAGCCCACAGAUGGGGUGGCUGCGGUGAAAAUUCACGUGGAAAUUGGGGAAAUUUCUGCACGAUACCACACAUCUGUAUGGCGAAAAGUUCGUGAAUUGUGGAUUCAGUACUUUUGCCUGGCUGUCCUAUUUCUCCUGGCAGUGCAAAAGGUCAAAGAUUAUGCUUUCAGUAAGUUCAUCGUGAGAGCAUGGGAAUCAAUUCCGUGGAAAAAGGCUUACUAAUGCAACUAUUGUGCACACUCCAUGAAAAAUUCAUUCGAAAAUGAAUCCUUUUUCCAUCCUUCCGUAGAAUGUUAAAUUAGCGAAGAAAUUUCUUUUCAAUUAUGCAAAAUGGGACAUUUUUUCAAAUAAAAUUUUAAAAAAGGUU
Molecule: messenger RNA, 1072 nt
Organism: Lutzomyia longipalpis
Lineage: Eukaryota; Metazoa; Arthropoda; Insecta; Diptera; Psychodidae
Exons: 2
Coding region: 1-927 (308 amino acids)
Biological process (GO): cilium assembly; regulation of protein localization
Cellular component (GO): ciliary membrane; ciliary transition zone
Source: RefSeq, a predicted model, not a curated record